This is a messenger RNA of Fusarium odoratissimum NRRL 54006, 2257 nucleotides long. RefSeq lists its product as uncharacterized. NCBI's taxonomy places the organism in Eukaryota, Fungi, Ascomycota, Sordariomycetes, Hypocreales, Nectriaceae. Gene Ontology annotation, molecular function: acyltransferase activity, transferring groups other than amino-acyl groups. Bases 1414 to 1980 code for a protein of 188 amino acids. The record is from RefSeq and is a predicted model, not a curated record. The transcript has 3 exons.
ACCGAACUCGCAUGUCCAGCUGUAUAAGGGCUCGUGUGAACUGCUGCUUAAACCCGAUGAAACCUCUUGGCCUGCAACAACUCAUCCAAAGAUGAAUAGCCGUGAUAGCCUGUUAUGCUUCCUUGUGUGAGAUACUAUAACUGGUAUAAGCUCAGUCAACUGAUUAUGAUAUCAACGCUGAUAUGGAUCACUCAGCCUGUUUUCGGCAACCGAGAUUAACAAUGUGAUUGUCCUGGAUUAGCUACAGGUGUCCAUGACUCGGUGUUUGAACACCGAAGGAUGAGCUGAUAGAGUGGACUUUGUCACGAUGUUAUCCACGGACCAGUACGAAGGAGUUGCAAGGAAUGUAGUGGACAGACAGUACGAAGAGUUCCCGUUCUCCAUCCGUCCCGUCCCGUCUCGUUUCAUCAACCCAUCCAUGAAUUCACUAGCUUUCAGGCCUCAACUCUUAGUUAGCCUUGAUCGUCGGUCAACUCAACCAGUUUUGAAGCCACCAGCAAAGGCAAAAGCAAUUCUCAACUGCCAGAUUUGUAUAUGCGCCAUUUUAUUCCGACAAUCUGUGGCAACCGUGGCGUGCAACCUCUUCACGAUUGCUUCCGCAGAGAGUGAAAGGAUUCGAUCCAAUCCAGAGUUGUUCUGAGGGUGUAAAAGAGCCAACUUGGCUGGCUAACUAAGUCGACCGGGGGGGUUGAUUUGAUGGGUUGCGGAGCCGUCAACUUAUACGCUAAAAUCCACUGGACACGCAGCCCAGGCAACUUGCCGUACCUUCAGGGCUGCUGCAAUUACCCGCCGGGACGGUAACUACAGGGCAACUCCACUGAUGGAGGGGACCAUCUCAGGAACUGGAAGCUGGAAAACUUCCAUCUUUGCUAGGGCACCUUGUAACCCAAACCUUGCAUCCACGAGCACAGCGUUUACCUUAGCUUGCAGUGGCUGCAGGGGAGAAGGCGACUUUUUUUCUGGUUCACUGAAUCACACUCACACGGACGGAGAGACCUCAUCUUAAAUACUGUAGUAACCUAACCUCUAAGGAGAGGCAAGGCAGGUAAUCAGUCACGUUUUGAUGCUCAGGUCUUUUUUACAUCCAUGACCAUUUAACUCCCUGAGCCGAAAUUCUCCGGCUUGUUUUUCUCAACACUUUGUCUUUACAAUUCCUACAUUUUCUAACCUUCAACUGCUUACUUGAGAGCCCAUCAGCCCAAGUUUAAAAUCUUCAAAAUUGCUACGCCAGCGUUGACCGGUAUUUCACUGAUCAAUUCAAAUAUCCAUUGCGGUUGGAUACAUGGUCUCCAAUCCUGCAGAUGCUUAUAUGACAAGGAAGCAUUGUACACUGAGACACAACUUACUCUCUUGGAACCACUUAAACUCAAGACUCUCGACAUAAGCUCUUCCAAUCAACAAGAUAUUCUCAACAUGACAGCUUCAGGAACAGUGGCCCUCUUCUCGCCAGGGCAGCAUGGGCACCUGAUACCCUAUCUUGCAGCCAUUCAUGCCUCCUGUAUCACUCACGACCGAACUAUCGCAGAAUUCCUCCCGCCCCUAUCUCACGAGAAACUUCUUGCUUGGUGGAAAGAGCGAAUUGCAGAGGUGGCAGACGGAAAACGGCUCAUAUUCAUUCUCCUGAACGACUGCGAACCCGGAGCUCGGCCGAACGGUUCCGAUGUGGUGGGCGUUGUCAUGCUAAAUAUGCCCUCUUCAGAAACUGGCCCAUUCCGCGGUGUCGUUGAAAAGCUUCUCGUCCAUAAAGCUUUUCGCGGUCGAGGUGGUGCCAGAACUUUGAUUUCUGCCCUCGAAGCUGAAGCGACCAAGCGUGGUCGAACUAUUCUGCUUCUCGACACAGAGACCGGAAGCCCAGCAGAAGAGGUGUAUAAAAAGUUUGGUUAUGUCGAGCUUGGCCAGAUCCCAAAAUAUGGUCUAAGUCCAAAUGGAGAACUCAAGGGCGGUACCUUCUUUUGGAAACAUCUAACGUUGCAGUCCUGAGGAGCUAGCUAUCAUGGAGGGGUCAAGUGUAUCGAGCUCCUGUCAUUGACAAGGAUCGACUAUUCAAAAGUGCUGUAGAAAAUUCCCUUCAUUGGAGGAAAACGAGGCGACUCGAUAUUGCUGUUCUUAUCAUGGACUAUGGCUGGCGGGGUGCUUCGGUUUGUUUUCUAGAUAUCCAUCCAAGAUAUGAACAUUUCACGACAAAAUUGGCAUUGUACAUGCCUGUAUAAUUGGAAAAAUCUCAUACAAAAAAGAAACCGCUUUGAUUGCUUUCCAC